Molecule: messenger RNA, 2813 nt
Organism: Durio zibethinus
Lineage: Eukaryota; Viridiplantae; Streptophyta; Magnoliopsida; Malvales; Malvaceae
Product: G-type lectin S-receptor-like serine/threonine-protein kinase At4g27290
Biological process (GO): protein phosphorylation; recognition of pollen
Cellular component (GO): plasma membrane
Molecular function (GO): ATP binding; protein serine/threonine kinase activity
Source: RefSeq, a predicted model, not a curated record
UAUCAAAGAAGACUUCGAAGUUUUUGCUACGGUGUUCAUUAAAGUCAACAGUCUUGUGUUUAAAGACAAUGCUUGUUACGGAAUGUUCUAUCAACUAAAAUCUAUACUUGCUUCCCAAGAAAAGAGCUGUCAGACUAGACAUCCAUGGCCAUGGAUCUCCUUUCUUUCAGUGCUUGUUUACUCAUCAUCUUCUCAAAAUCUUCCACAGCACUUGACACCAUUUCUCCAUCCCAGUCACUCACUGAUGGAAUGACCUUGGUCUCCAAUGAUGGAAGCUUUGAGUUGGGUUUCUUCACUCCAGGGAGUUCUAAGAAUCGGUUCUUGGGAAUUUGGUACAAGAACAUACCGAUGCAAACUGUUGUCUGGGUUGCAAACAGGAUAAACCCAAUAUACGAUUCCUCUGGCUUGUUGAAGAUAGAAAGUACUGGCAAAAUUGUGCUUCAGGGUCAGAACAACACAACUGUUUGGUCAAAUAAUUCUACAGAAGUGGUUCAGAAUCCAAUAUUGCAGCUUCUGGAUUCCGGUAAUCUUGUUGUCAAAGAUGGAAAAGAUAGUAAUUCAGAGAAUUACUUGUGGCAAAGCUUUGAUUAUCCAACUGAUACAAUGUUACCGGGGAUGAAAAUUGGUUUUGACCUGAGAACUGGUUUCCAUCGAAGACUGGCAGCAUGGAAGAACUCAGAUGAUCCAUCUCCUGGUGACCUUACUUACGGGGUAGAGCUCGAAGGAACUCCAGAGAUGGUGCUAAGGAAAGGCUCAGUAAAGUACUAUCGCAGCGGCUUAUGGAAUGGUGAUGGAUUUAGUGGUACGCCAAAUUUAAGAUCUAAUCCAAUCUUUGAUUAUGACUUUGUCUGGAAUGAGACAGAGGUGUACUAUAUAUAUUUCCUCAAGAAUAAAUCCGUGAUGUCGAGGUUUGUUCUCAACCAAACUGAAAGUGUAAGACAACGGUACACAUGGAACCCAGAAACUCAAACUUGGAAGUUGUUUUCAAUCAUGCCAAGUGACUACUGUGACAGAUGUGGACUAUGCGGUCCAAAUGGGAAUUGUGAUAACAAUAAGCUUCCAUCUUGUCAAUGUUUGAAAAAAUUCAGGCCUAAAUCUCUGGAAAGAUGGAACUCAUCGGACUGGUCUGAAGGGUGUGUACACAAUAAGCCAUUAAACUGCCAGAGUGGAGAUGGAUUUAUUACAAUUGCGCAGGUGAAAACUCCAGAUACCACAAAUUCUUGGGUGAACAAAAUUAUGAAUCUCAAGGAAUGUAGGGCUAGGUGCUUGCAGAACUGUUCUUGUAUGGCAUACACCAAUUUAGAUGUUAGAAAUGGAGGUAGCGGCUGCGCUAUGUGGUUUGGUGAUCUAAUUGAUAUCAAACAAUUUCAAUCAGAUGGUCAGGAUCUUUACAUCAGAGUGUCUGCUUCAGAAGCAGAACUCAGUAAAAAGCCUAAGGUGAUGCUUGCUGUUACUAUUGCAACAGUAAUUGCUAUGCUUUUGGGGCUUUGUGUAGUUGUUUGUUACGUUUGCAAACGCAGGAAAAAGUUAAAAGAUGAACCAGAAGACAGGAAUGUAAAUGAUAAAGAGAACCAAGACCAGAAUGAAGAUAUGGAUCUUGCAGUAUUCGAGUUAGCAAUGGUAGCUCAAGCUACUGAAGCUUUUUCUUUUAAUAACAAGCUAGGUGAAGGGGGUUUUGGACCCGUUUAUAAGGGGAUACUAGCAAAUGGACAAGAAAUUGCUGUGAAGAGACUUUCAAAGAGUUCUGGACAAGGAUUGAACGAAUUUAAGAAUGAAGUAAAGUUGAUUGCUAAACUUCAGCAUCGGAAUCUUGUAAGGCUUCUUGGAUGCUGCAUUCAAGGAGAUGAGAGAAUGCUGGUUUAUGAAUACAUGCCUAACAGAAGCCUUGAUUCAUUCAUUUUUGAUCAAACAAGAAGCAAAGCACUAAAUUGGUGCCGGCGUUUCCAAAUCAUCUGUGGGAUUGCUAGGGGACUGCUAUACCUUCAUCAAGAUUCCAGAUUGAGGAUUAUUCAUAGAGAUCUAAAAGCCAGUAAUGUUCUGCUUGAUAGUGAGAUGAACCCAAAAAUUUCAGAUUUUGGAAUGGCAAGAACUUUUGGAGGAGAUCAGACUGAAGCCAAUACAAAUAGAGUGGUUGGAACUUAUGGUUAUAUGGCACCAGAAUAUGCUAUCGAUGGGCUGUUUUCCGUAAAAUCAGAUGUUUUCAGCUUUGGUAUAUUAUUAUUGGAGAUAAUAAGUGGAAGAAAGAAUAGAGGGUUUUACGAUCCAAAUCACAGCGGCAACCUUAUUGAACAUGCAUGGAGAUUAUGGAAAGAAGGCAGGCCUUUGGAUCUUGCUGAUGAUUUCUUAGUAGAGACUGGCAAUCUAUCUGAGGUAUUACGGUGCAUCCAUAUUAGCCUUUUAUGUGUACAGCAGCAUCCUGAGGGGAGACCAACCAUGUCAUCUGUGGUUCUGAUGUUGGGAAGUGAAAAUGAAUUGCCUCAGCCUAAACAGCCUGGUUUUUUGUUUUACAAGAAACCCCUUGAAGCAGAUACUUCAUCCGGUAAUGAUGGAUCAUCUUCGAGAAACGAAAUAAGUAUAUCUGUGUUAGAGGCUCGAUAGAGGGUUGUAUGGUUCAUUAGAUCUGUUAUGCUCCAAAGUAUCAGUAAUGAUUUCAGUCCCACUUGUAGCUUCGCAGCAACUGUUUAUUUUUGUGCAAAUUCCUACCGUUGAGAAUAUUCAAGUAUAAAUUUUAGCGUUUCUGUUUAUUUCAUGGAUUGGUAGAUUGAAAGAAAAAACUGAAGCUUCAUAUAAUUGAUCUCGUCAUUUGUAAGUUG